AUGCCAUUUCAAUUUAAUUUCCCUAACCCCGAAGAAGAUGAUGACGAAAAACGAUCUCAGGGUGCUGGGAUGGAUUCAAUCUCCCAGAAAGAAUGCCACACAACAGUCACAGAAGAAAAGGCCAUUUCGACUGAAGUCAAGAUUGAGUCAGAUCACCAGUUGAAUUGUGAGAUCCAAACUGUCUCUUAUGAUAUUGGAAAGGACCUAAAAGUUAUAAGCCUUGAUACAAAACUGGUUGAAGACAAAUUGAAAAAGGAAGUUAAAGGUGAAAAAACUAAUUCAGCCUUACAUGAAGCUCUCCUCUCUGACAACGAUCUGAUCCCUGAUAAAUAUGAAGGUGGAUUAAAAAUUUGGGAAUGUGCUGUUGACUUAGCAAAAUUUAUCAACACUAAAAGUUUCACAUCAAAAACAAUUGCUGAAUUGGGUUGUGGUGGAGGUUUGCCAGGAUUGUGUGCUCUCAAGAAUGGGGCAAAAUGUGUUUUAUUCCAAGAUUUUAAUGCUGAAGUUCUGACAAAUUUGACAAUUCCAAAUGUUUUACUCAACUGUGAAGAAAACAAAGAACAGUGUGCCUUUUUUAGUGGUGACUGGAAAAAUCUUCCCUCAGCUUUACAGAAAUCAGAAACUGUGGCUCAAAAGUACAAUGUUAUUUUAACAGCUGAAACAAUUUAUAAUACAAAGAAUUAUUCAAAACUCCUUGAUUUAUUAGACUUUCUUUUGGAAGACAAUGGAGAUAUGCAGUUUGAAAGCCAAAUUUUAGAAGAUAAUCGAUUUACUUCCUCGAUUUGUUGGACACAAUCACAAGGCAUUUCCAGAGAAAUUCUUCAUCUUCAACGAAAGAAAAGCUGA
Molecule: messenger RNA, 846 nt
Organism: Acanthosepion pharaonis
Lineage: Eukaryota; Metazoa; Mollusca; Cephalopoda; Sepiida; Sepiidae
Source: the annotation of a GenBank genome assembly